GAAACGAUUCCAUUGUAGAUUUACAUUUUAUUAAAAAUUCUUCAGUUUGAUUCAUGAUAUACGAAAUUUUAGUUUAGAAAACGUUUUGGAACUCACCAAAUAAAUUCAAGCUUAAGCGAUGGUACGAGUCACAGAAGAUGUGUUCGGCAUUGCCGUCAAUCCCAUGUCGCAGAAGAGCGAACACAUUCGACGAUUCACGUUGUCCGCAGAGAAGGGCAUGUCCGUAUCAAUACUCACGUUAGGUGCCAUCGUACAAAGCAUUAAAGUGCCAGAUCACAGCGGUAAGCUGGAGGAUGUGUGUUUGGGGUACGAUGAUGUCGCCGGAUAUUAUCGAAAUCAGAAAUGCUAUUUUGGUGCCAUGGUUGGACGUGUGGCAAAUCGUAUAGCUCGCGGCCAAUUCAAAUUGUGUGGCAAGGAGAUUCAUCUGUCUCGUAACUUUAAAGACCGAUACCAUCUGCAUGGUGGCUAUGUGGGAUUCGAUAGCGUUAUAUGGGAUGUGGUGGGCAUACACAAGGAUGGCGUUACCAUGCAGCACGUCUCGCCCGAUGGUCAUGAGGGAUAUCCGGGCGAAGUGACAGUUAACAUUAACUUUUCGCUCAACGAGGCGGGAUGCUUUGGCAUGAGAAUCGAGGCGCGUGCUAAGGCAACCACCUGCAUCAAUAUAGCCAAUCAUUCAUACUUUAAUUUGGCGGGUCAUGGAUCUGGCAGAGAUACACUUUUCCAGCACAUGGUGAUGAUUAAAGCAAGUAAAAUUGUUGACUCCGAUCAGGAACAAAUCCCCACUGGCAAACUAAUGCCCGUGCGUAACACACCCUAUGAUUUCUCCACCUUAACCAACCUGGGCAAACGUAUCAAUCAGAUCUAUCGUUGUCCCAUCUGUGGUUUUGAUAACAACUACUGCACGGAUGUGGAUCCCAAUCAAGUGAAGCUGGUGGCCCGUGCUGUACAUCCCUGUUCCGGUCGCUUUAUGGAAGUUCAUACCAAUCAGCCGGGUUUGCAAUUCUACACAGCAAACAAUCUACCCGAUGAGGAGCGAGGGGAUGUUCCCAACGUUGGAAAAGACGGUUGUCAUUACGUAAGGCACGGAUCCUUCUGUAUGGAGACACAAAAGUAUCCAGAUGCCAUGAAUAACCCAGAAUUCCCAACGAUUAUGUUAAAUCCAGGACAGUUGUACGAUCAUCAGGUGGUCUAUCGAUUUGGUGCAUGCCCAAAACGUGUCUAAAAUUGCAUUCUCAGUAAAUUCACUAAUCGUAUAAAAAAUAAAUUUAUCAUCAAAUUCUAUCUAAAUUUGGUGGUACCAGAACAACCCGGGUCAGUUGAAACUUAGCAUCAAAAGAGCCAUGUACCACAUCAAGUGUAUGAGAAAAAUAUAUCAAAACUCUCAA
Molecule: messenger RNA, 1385 nt
Organism: Drosophila innubila
Lineage: Eukaryota; Metazoa; Arthropoda; Insecta; Diptera; Drosophilidae
Product: aldose 1-epimerase
Exons: 1
Coding region: 119-1222 (367 amino acids)
Biological process (GO): glucose metabolic process; beta-D-galactose catabolic process via UDP-galactose, Leloir pathway
Molecular function (GO): aldose 1-epimerase activity; carbohydrate binding
Source: RefSeq, a predicted model, not a curated record